This is a messenger RNA of Gracilinanus agilis (Agile Gracile Mouse Opossum), 1218 nucleotides long. RefSeq names its product blood vessel epicardial substance (gene POPDC1). The record is from RefSeq and is a predicted model, not a curated record. Gene Ontology annotation, cellular component: sarcolemma. Bases 245 to 1033 code for a protein of 262 amino acids. Lineage: Eukaryota; Metazoa; Chordata; Mammalia; Didelphimorphia; Didelphidae. Gene Ontology annotation, molecular function: cAMP binding. The transcript has 7 exons.
GAGCAGGGGCUGGGGCGGAAAGUGAGGGGCUGAUCAUAGAAGAGUGUUUGGGGGCAGGCACCCGCGGGCCCCCUGAGAGUCAUAGUGCCAGCGCCGAACCUUGCUUCCCAGAUUCUGGGAGCGCUUAAUUCCUUGCUCUGGGAGAAACUUUGUCUGAUGUGAGCUCGACUGUCAGCGGCAGAGAACGAAAGGAUGUGCACUUUUUAUUGUCUGGGCAACACUGUACCGGUGUGCCUUGGACAUAAUGAUCUGGAAUUCUGCAUUCCUGCUUAUCAACUUGUUGCAUUUUCUGUACCUAUUGUACAAAAAGAGACCGAUAAAGAUUGAAAAGGAACUUACUGGUAUAUACCGGCGAAUGUUUGAACCACUACAUGUACCCCCAGAAUUAUUCAAAAGAUUAACUGGACAGUUUUGCAAUAUCCAGACCCUUAAAAAGGGCCAGACCUAUGCUGCAGAGGAUAAAACAUCUGUGGAUGACCGUCUGAGUAUCUUAUUGAAGGGAAAAAUGAAGGUCUCCUAUCGAGGACAUUUUCUGCAUAAUAUUUACCCCUGUGCCUUUAUAGAUUCCCCUGAAUUUCGAUCAACUCAGAUGAACCGAGGUGAAAAAUUUCAGGUCACUAUUGUUGCAGAUGAUACUUGUAGAUUCUUGUGCUGGUCAAGAGAGAGAUUAACCUUUUUUUUGGAAUCAGAGCCUUUCCUUUAUGAAAUAUUUAGAUACCUUAUUGGGAAGGAUAUCACAAAUAAGUUAUACUCCUUGAAUGAUCCUACAUUAAAUGAUAAGACUGCCAAAAGGUUGGAACGCAAGCCUAGUCUUUGCUCACAGAUUUCAGUGAUGCAAAUGAGAAACAGUAUGGCUAGUACAAGUGACAGUGAAGAUGGCUUGCAACAUUUCCUCCGGGGGACAUCCACUGCAUCCUCUAUUCGAUCACCCUCCCCAUACAUGAGAGCCUCUGAAAAAAUGAAGCCCAUUGAAGAAGCUGUUGAAGAUGAUGUCUUUGAGCCUGAAUCUCCAAUUAAAGUUAAAGUUCGUUGAUUGCAUCCAAGCUUAAAAAGAAUUAUGGAGGGUUUGUAGUUCUGGUCAAUUAAAAAAAUGUCAUCCUGAAGAGAAAAGCUAUCAGUACUUUUUAAAAAAAAGCUUUCAAAUUGUCCCAUCACGAUACAUCCAGAUUGUUGAAAUCUGGGGGUCAAUGAUGAUAUUAAAGGUUUUUUUAACCUGUU